Messenger RNA from Xylona heveae TC161, 1814 nucleotides. Its product is annotated as Metallo-dependent hydrolase. Gene Ontology annotation, molecular function: 3'-5'-DNA exonuclease activity. Bases 343 to 1632 code for a protein of 429 amino acids. The record is from RefSeq and is a predicted model, not a curated record. NCBI's taxonomy places the organism in Eukaryota, Fungi, Ascomycota, Xylonomycetes, Xylonales, Xylonaceae. The transcript is spliced from 2 exons. Gene Ontology annotation, cellular component: cytosol.
GCUAAAGUAUAGCGAUACUGCAGUGGGGCAACAAGCCCGGGCCGGUUGGCCAGUUUGGCUCAGUCACCCAGUUUAUAUACCACAUACUAUCAUGCAUACAGAGUACAGCGGACCUGCUGCCAAUAGGGAAAAACAUUCUAGUGGAUUUGUUUGAUAUUCUUUUACAAUUUGGUUUCUGCUUAAGACGACAAUAUUGCGAUACAGCUAUACGACAAUACAACAAUACGAUACAGUAAUAUAAUAUUACUAAACGCUGAAAUCAGAAUCAGAGUCAGAGUUACAAAGUCACAGUCAUAUGAUCAGACAGUGUCACUAUUGAUACUGGGUAUUCUGUAUAAGAGUAUGGAUCUCAAAGACUUCCCGGCCCAUGCGCCUCCAAAAGCAACGAAAAGGUUGCGUUUUGCUGAUGUCGCAGUAACAGCAACCGCCAAAGAAUUCGCAGGCAUCUACCGCAACAACAAGCAAUAUCACCCUGCGGACUUUGACCGCACGCUCGAUCGGGCACUUGUUGCGGGCGUUGAGAAGGUGCUUUUGACGGGCAUGUCCCUGGGUGAUAUCGCGCACAAUGCUGGAAUUGCGCAAUCUCGCCCGAAUCAGUGUUUUUUUACUGUCGGUGUGCACCCGUAUCAUGCCAACGAGAUGUAUGAGGGCGGGGAGGAGUAUCUGGGGAUAUUAAGGCGGGAAGUUCGGGCUUUAGUGCAAUUGCAACAGCAGCCAGGGCCGCAAGCGCAACAACCACAGCAACAACAACAGCAGCAGCAGCAGCAGCAGCAGCAAACUCGUCCUCUCGCUGCGUAUGGAGAAUUGGGACUGGACUAUGACAGACUACAGCACGCGUCCAAGGAGGCGCAGAUAUAUGCAUUCAAAGCGCAACUCGAUCUCUUCGUUUCAGAAAGGCUCGACUUGCCGUUGUUUUUGCACUGUCGAGGAACAGCAGCAGCAGCAGCAGCAGCAUCCACUGCUACUGAAGCCACAACUGGAACCACAACUGGAACCACAACUGGAACUACAACUGGAACUACAACUGGAACUACAACUGGAACUGCAACUGGAACUACAAGUGGAACUGCAACUGGAAGUAGAACUGAAGCCACAACUGGAACUACAAAUGAAGCCACAAAUGGAAGUACAACUGAGACGACAAAUACAACUACAACAGCAACUGGAGUAUUUGACGAUUUCGUCAACAUCCUAACACCCUACCUGCCGAACCUGCCACGACGGGGACUGGUGCAUAGUUUCGUGGGCCCCGCGCGUCAGAUGCAGAAACUAGUGGAGCUCGGGUUCGACAUCAGUGUCAAUGGGUUUAGCUUCAGGGACGCAGAGAGCCUGGCGAUGGUGGCUGCAGUUCCGCUGGACCGGUUGCAGCUUGAGACGGAUGCGCCGUGGGGCCAGAUAGAAGACCGGAUGGAGGUGGCGAAGCGGUAUUGUGUCAAUGCGUCCGCGCUACCGGCGGCAGCAAAGAAAAAGGACAAGUGGGACGCGGCGUGCAUGGUCAAGGAGAGGAAUGAGAGCUGCGCGAUGGAGAGGGUGGCGUUUAUAGUUGCGGGGCUCAAGGGGAUUGGUGUGGAGGAAGUUGCGGAAAGGGCAUGGGAGAAUAGUGUUAAAAUGUUUGGUCUUGGUGAAGCAUAAGGAUAGGUUAUAGAUCUCGGCACGUUGGAUUUUUAGAUGUCUCGGAAAUGAUAUACGGAGCUGAUAUUAAGUAUAGAGUUAAUAAGGUAAUAAGGAUAAUGAUGAAUAAAAGGACGUGAGCUCAUGAGCUAGUGAUUAUGAUAGUCGUAGAAUAAUAAUAAUAAUAAUAAUAAUACACGAGG